This is a messenger RNA of Acanthoscelides obtectus, 239 nucleotides long. The record is from the annotation of a GenBank genome assembly. Lineage: Eukaryota; Metazoa; Arthropoda; Insecta; Coleoptera; Chrysomelidae.
CACAUCUUCUAACAAGGAAGGCAAAAUGUUGCGUAAAAAGUCUAGGUAUUGCAUCCCGUCCAAUCGAUUUGGGAGAAUAAAUGGUCCAAUGAGCAUACAGUUCACCAUGCCAACCCAAACAUUCACCGAAAAUGUUUGUUGAAAAUGUGCCCGACGGACAGCGUGCGGAUUUUCUACUGACCAAACAUGAGUGUUGCGAAAGUUAUUCACCCCAUUACGCGUGAACGUAGAUUCGUCUG